GCGUUCUGAAUCUGGCGCCGGAAAUAAGCAUGCAGUUUCAAAACACUCGCGCCGCUGACAGACGUCACUGAAACAAAACUGGUAGUCAAGAAUGACAACUGAACUAUAAUAAACCUGUAUAUAAGCACUUCAAUAUUCAUCGCUCAUGUAGCAUUUGGAUUUGGAUCAGUUUUACACAGAGCAAUCCUUUAUCGUACUGGAGUCUUGAUCCGGAGGACCUUGCACAGAGAAGUUUCGUGUUUGUGUUGUUAUCGCAGACAUGCAGUCAGCAAACAUCAGUCCUCGCACUGCUGUUCACCCUCACAGCCCCUCGACCAGCGCCUCGCCACGAUACGCUCUUAUAGACUUCAUGGAUGUUGGCCGCACAGAGACCAUAUCCCAAGAAAUUGAAAAUCUAACAGAAGAUGCAGGGCAGGACCUGGAGGCAGAGGAGAGUGUUCAGAUUGGAUCAAUUCAAGGCUCAGUGGUUGGUCUGCGCUACUACACUGGAAUGGUCAAUAGAGGAGAGAUGGUGUCUUUGGUGAGAGAGCCGCGCAAUCCCUAUGACCGAAAUGCAGUGAUGGUUGCCAAUGUGUAUGGCAGUCAGGUGGGGCACAUCAAGAAAGAGCUGGCAGCCCCAAUGGCAUACAUUAUGGACAACAACUUGGCCAGGGUGGAAGGGGUUGUGCCCUUUGGGAAUACUAAUAAAUUCACAAUGCCUGUGAUCCUCACAUUCUGGGGCAAAGAGGAGAACCGACAAGCUGUGAAUAAUCAGAUGACACGCUAUGGUUUCAGACUUGGCACUGACCUCAAAGGAGGUGCUGCACAAACAUCUUCCGGUAGAAAUCUGCUUGGAUUGUCCUCAAAAAUAGCUGCCAUUCCUUUGACUGUAGAAGAGCUAAAAAAUGCCUUUGACAAGCUCUUUGAUGAUUUGAUGGAGGAUAAAACCAGAGAAAUGGAGCCAGCAGAGGCAGUGUGCACUCCUCUGCUCCCACAUCAAAAGCAGGCGCUCUCAUGGAUGACCUCUCGUGAAAACAGCAACGAUCUGCCCCCGUUCUGGGAGGAGAAGAAUGGCCUUUACUUUAACGUUCUCACAAACUUUGCAGUGAAGGAAAGGCCAGAGAAAGUGCUUGGUGGGAUUUUGGCUGAUGACAUGGGGCUGGGCAAAACCCUCACCACCAUUGCCUUAAUUGUCUCUAAUUUCCACAAUGGGAAACCUCUGCCACUGGAACAAUGUGAAGGAUCUUCCAUGCCUUCUACUACCAGAAAGAAAGCAGCCUCAAAAGAGAAAAGUGGAAACCGUGAAGAGGAACCUGUGGGGUUGUCCCCAUUGAAAAGACAGCAUGAUCAUAUUGUCAUUGUUGACUCCGAUGAUGAAGAUGCACCUCAGAAGAAAGCAAAAACCACAAAGAAAACUGCUAAAAAGUCUGCUAACACCAAGAAAGGAGUGGUUCUGCUGGAUGAUGUAGACUUUGCUGCCGCUCUGGGUGCAGUUCCUCACAGGCUGUGCCUGCAAAAAAGUGUGCGAAGAAGAGUUCUGGCACUGGUAGGGGCCCAUCUGGAGCCAGUGGGGGCUCAGGGGCCAGAGACUUUGAUUGUAUGUCCUCUGUCUGUCCUUAGUAACUGGCUGGACCAGUUUGAGCAACAUAUCCGAGCAAAUGUCACAUUGAAAGUGUACCUGUACUACGGCGCUGAGCGCAGCCGAUCUGUCAGCCUUCUGUCUGGGCAAGAUGUGGUUCUCACAACAUACAAUGUGCUUUCAUCAGAUUUUGGAAAUAAAGCCAGCAGUCCUCUGCACCAAGUGAACUGGCUGAGGGUGGUGCUGGAUGAGGGUCACGUCGUCAGAAACCCUACUGCACUUCAGAGCAAAGCUGUACUGGAGCUCCAGUCAGAGCGCAGGUGGAUCCUGUCUGGAACUCCCAUUCAGAACUCCCUAAAGGAUCUGUACAUGCUGCUGUCCUUUUUGAAGCUGAAGCCUUUUGAUGUGAAGGAGUGGUGGAACAGAAUAAUUCAGAGACCUGUGACCAUGGGCGACAGAUUUGGACUAAAGAACUUGCAAGCGCUGGUAAAGGGGAUCACACUGAGGCGCACUAAGAACAGUAAAGUGGCUGGGCGCAUGGUGGUGCAGUUACCCGCAAGGAGAGUGUUUGUGCAGCAUGUGACUCUCUCUGAGGAAGAGAGGGAGGAGUAUGAACAGGUCAAGCGGGAGGGCAGAAACAUUGUUGGCAGAUAUUUUCAAGAGGGAACAGUCAUGACAAACUAUGCCGACGUGCUGGCCAUCCUGGUCCGUCUGAGGCAGUGCUGCUGUCACCCAAGUCUUGUGGGAAAAUACACAGUUGCAGGUGAUCCUGGGACCCCCAGUGAGCUGCGGGAGCGUCUCAUCAAUAAGAUCACAUUGGUGCUGAACUCUGGCUCAGACGAAGAGUGCGCCAUCUGUUUAGACUCCCUACGUCAGCCUGUCAUCACCUACUGCGCUCAUGUGUAUUGCAGGCCCUGCAUCUGUGAGGUCAUUCACUCAGAGAAGGAGCAGGCCAGGUGUCCCCUGUGUCGUGCUCAGAUCAGGACUAAAGAACUGGUGGAGUAUCCUGGAGAAGAAGUGGAGGCUCAUUCAGCAACUGGGGAGAAUUGGCGAUCAAGUUCCAAAGUGGAUGCUUUGAUGAGCAACCUGUUGAAACUUCGCAAUGAAGACCCCACUGUGAAGAGUCUUGUGGUCUCUCAGUUUACCAGGUUUCUGGAUCUUUUAGAGGUUCCCUUGAGGGAAUAUGGAUUCUCUUUCACUCGGCUGGACGGCUCUAUGAAUCAGAAGAUCCGAGCAAAGGCCAUUCAGGACUUUCAAGACUCCUCUUCAGGAAGCCCUACCAUAAUGUUACUGUCACUCAAAGCUGGAGGGGUUGGGAUUAAUCUAACCGCUGCUUCCCAUGUCUUUAUGAUGGAUCCAGCCUGGAAUCCUGCAGCAGAAGAUCAGUGUGUUGACAGAUGUCAUAGAUUGGGCCAGAGUAGAGAUGUGGUGAUCACUAAGUUUAUUGUGAAAGACUCUGUGGAGGAGAACAUGGUGAAGAUUCAGAAGAAGAAGCAGGAACUUGUGGAGAAAGCUUUCGGAGCGAAAAACUCACAGGACCUAAAACAGGCACGGAUAGAUGAGAUCCGAACCCUCAUGGAGAUUUAGUUUUACCAAGCUAACUUUACUUCAGUUCAUUCAUUUCAGAUUAUUUACUUGGAUUAAAAAAAAAAAAAAAAAAAGCUUUUUUUUUUUUUUUUUUUACACUUUUUUGCUAAUUGUUCAGUAAGGUCUGUAUAACUUGUUCUAAACAAUGUUUGUCAGUAUGGUUGUUCAAACCAUUUUCGUUACAUUAAACACCAUGCAUUCAGUCUUUCUUUUUGCAUGAAAACUGGUUUUAACCACAGUAAAUUGGGACUUGUGUUACUGGUUCUUUAUUUCAGGUGUUACAGGUGGGUGGCAGAGUUACAGGCAAGUUACAAACUAGUUAUCUACAGUUACAGCAUUAACAGUAGUAACUAAGUGUUGCAAAACCCUUGUGCCUUAUCCCUGCUACAGCAAGUGACUACCCAGUAGGCAAGAGCGGAGUGACCAUGGUUCAUACAAUAAGUUGAAGUUUAUCAGAGCUCGUAAUGAUGAUUUAAGCGAGUUGGCAGCACACAAUGUGUCUUGUAAACACUUGCAAAGGCGGUCAUUAGAUGUUUAAUAUUGAAUGUGGAGUGGUGUACAGUAUAUCUGGGAUGCUGAAGUCAUUUACAAGGUUUGGUAUUGUUUUGUUUGCUGUAUGUUUCUCAUUUUUUUCCAUAAAUGUUUCUGAUCUUCACAAACACAUGAAAGGCAAAUAAGAGGUAAAGCCUGUAAGGUUGUAAGACUAUUUAUAUUACGGUAUCUUGAAUAAUAAAAAGACAACUAGUGUCUUGUUAAGUGAGAUCAGAAACAAUGCCUGAAUUGUGUCACGUCUUCUCUGGAAAUGAGGCAAGUGACAUUGCGUCAUUCGAAUAACUGUUGCAAUCACAGUGUGUAAGAGAUUGAGUAGUUGAGCUGCAUAGAUGAUCUGGGCAGUGUUUCCCAAAAGCAU
Messenger RNA from Megalobrama amblycephala (Wuchang bream), 4055 nucleotides. It is a transcript of the gene hltf, whose product is annotated as helicase-like transcription factor. The record is from RefSeq and is a predicted model, not a curated record. NCBI's taxonomy places the organism in Eukaryota, Metazoa, Chordata, Actinopteri, Cypriniformes, Xenocyprididae. Gene Ontology annotation, molecular function: nucleic acid binding; hydrolase activity, acting on acid anhydrides, in phosphorus-containing anhydrides; zinc ion binding.